UCGAAACGGUCGCAAAAAAAUGAGCUCCCGUGGAGCGUCUGCAACGGCUUUCACCGGCCGUGGUUCAUCUGCUGAAAUGUCUCAGGAUACCUACCGAGUGGUUCUGCCGUCACUGCCUACAGGUACUGAAGUUUUGAACUCUGUAUUCGCUCAUUGCGACGUCACCGGACGCCCGUACAAGAUUGACGACUUUCGAGGAGAAAUGGAACGCCACGGCGUUCUAAACGACCUCAUUGGAGCCGGCGCGUACCAGAUGAACCAUGUUUGGCUCUUCACCUUCAACUCCCUGACAGCGAAGCGAAAAAUUCUGGAAGCCAAGGAACUUGUGGUGAAAGAAAAAAGGUGCCUGCUCAUCGAUCCCGAUGAGUGCGAGGUACGAAUACGGCUGCACUGGAUACCUAUUCACAUAAGCGACGACACAGUGCGGAGGGCCCUGGAGCCUUAUGGAAAAAUCAACGAAGUAUCCCGCGACACAUGGAGGGCGGAAGGCUUCCAGAAUGUUCAGACGACGACAAGGCUGGUGAGAAUGAACCUAAAGGAAGGCGUAACCAAGGAAAACCUCCCGCACCAGCUGCGUCUGUUCGGCAGCAACGUUCUCGUUCUUGUCCCCGGAAGAGCGCCUCUCUGCCUUCGAUGUAAGAGAACAGGCCACAUCCGUCGAGAAUGUCGCGUCCCUCGCUGUGACAAGUGCCAUCGUUUUGGUCAUGAGCAAGAGGAUUGCAUCCGGACGUACGCCACUGUAAUGCGACCGGCUCCCGAGGAAGACAACUCUGAAUUCUUCAUCGAUGAAUUUGAAGCUUCGAAAAUCGAAGACGGCUCUGGGCACCCAACCACCACCCAUACCCAGACACCUUCAGGGGCUGACAAACGAGACGCAUCGCAAGACGAAGACACCACCGCAACGAUUCCCGAAGCUGACAAGACGGCUGCCUGCGUCGGAAACGGCACAGACAUCGUGAAGGCCGCUCCAGGCUCCUCUAAAAGCCAGCGACAGAAGACAGUCGACGGGAACGACCUCUCCUUUGACGAUGCCACUGAAGUUGACUCGGAAAUGGGCGACAGCUCGGAUCCCUCCAAGCGACCGCUAGAUCGCGUCGAGGAGGAAGACCCCGACCUUGAAGGGCCUGACUGGAGCAAGCCACAAGGAAGAAAGAAACGCAAGCCCCGAGCUCCACCGGAAGGCCAACGAGAGCAAACCUCGCAGUAGGUG
This is a messenger RNA of Ixodes scapularis (black-legged tick), 1210 nucleotides long. RefSeq lists its product as uncharacterized. The record is from RefSeq and is a predicted model, not a curated record. Lineage: Eukaryota; Metazoa; Arthropoda; Arachnida; Ixodida; Ixodidae. Gene Ontology annotation, molecular function: zinc ion binding; nucleic acid binding. Bases 20 to 1207 code for a protein of 395 amino acids. The transcript has a single exon.